Schizosaccharomyces osmophilus is the source of this 2295-nucleotide messenger RNA. RefSeq names its product trifunctional dihydropteroatesynthase/2-amino-4-hydroxy-6-hydro xymethyldihydropteridinediphosphokinase/dihydroneopterin aldolase Fol1 (gene fol1). The transcript has a single exon. Gene Ontology annotation, cellular component: mitochondrial envelope. Gene Ontology annotation, biological process: tetrahydrofolate biosynthetic process. The record is from RefSeq and is a predicted model, not a curated record. Gene Ontology annotation, molecular function: dihydroneopterin aldolase activity; dihydropteroate synthase activity; 2-amino-4-hydroxy-6-hydroxymethyldihydropteridine diphosphokinase activity. The coding region runs from base 1 to 2295 and encodes 764 amino acids. Lineage: Eukaryota; Fungi; Ascomycota; Schizosaccharomycetes; Schizosaccharomycetales; Schizosaccharomycetaceae.
AUGAAUGGUAGCUUCAAUUUUUAUACUAAUCUAUUGAAAGUCCCUAAGCGUUUGUUACGAAGCUGGAAAGGGAACUUACGGGGACGCGUAACAAUACCUACUCUUCAGUCGCCAAGAUUGUUAAGGCCAUUAACUAAUUUCAAGUAUUGGAACCAAAGGCCUUUUCCAACCAAGAUGCUUUCUUCAAACAUAAGUAGUUUUUCCCGGAAAGCUGAAGAGCAAAUUGAUGAUAAUUUCGAUAGUGUACUUGUGCAGAAUUUGCGAGCCAAUGCAAAAGUGGGCACAGAUCAAUGGAGACGUGCAGCCUUGCAGCCAGUAGAAAUUAAUUUACGUAUGGUCCUUAAUACUCGGUUAAAUGGUGAAGACAAUCAUGACUUGCAAAACUCCAUCCAUUACGGAAUAGCUUCCAAACUUGUCUUGGAAACAGUUGAAAAAAAUGAAUUCAGUGGCUUGCGAAACAUGGUUGACAUGAUUGCUCUAUCUUGCCGCAACCAGUUUGAAUUUCGCGACUUUUUUGUCAACAUCCGAUUACCCAAGAAAAUUCUGCGUUCCAGAAGCGGAUUAGUAUAUAAUGCAGAAAGGCAUACACGUUAUCAACAAGACAGAGUCCAAAUCUUUGAUUUAGAGCUUGCAACGAUUAUAGGUAUUAAUCCUUUUGAGCGAAAGGAGAAGCAAAGGUUAGGUUUAGACAUUGCUUUCACUGUAGGCGAUGGUAAAGAAUUCGACUCUCUGGUGAUCUCUGAUUUAUGUCAUAAAGUUGCAAAUUUCGUUGAAUCUUCUAGUUUUUUAACUAUCGAGGCUUUGGUGCACAAACUUUCCAAGUUUCUCUGCUUCGGCCUGUCUAUUGACUGCGUGCAUAUCAAAGCAGAAAAGCCUAGUGCUAUCACAUUUGCGGAUGCUCCCGCAGUUCAAAUCUUUCGUUCAAGAAAUUCUUUCUUGCAAGAUUCCUUUCGCAAGUACGAGUCUAGCGUACCAAAAAUCGCUUACAUAUCAUUUGGAUCCAACAUCGGCACUCGCAUAAAAAAUAUAGCCACUGCUUUAAAAUGUCUAUCCAAACACGAGGAUGUUAGCAUUUUGGAUGUUUCACCACUAUAUGAAACAAAGCCUAUGUACUACGAGGACCAGUCGCUAUUCAUGAACGGUGUUUGUAAGAUUGAAACGAAAUUGUCACCUUUGUGUCUCCUUCGAGCAUGCCAAUCCAUCGAAAAGGAGCUAGGCCGUGUCAAAUUGAUCGAUAAAGGACCAAGGUGUAUAGACCUUGAUAUUGUGAUGUAUGAUGAUUGUAUCUAUGAGUCUGAAGAUCUUACAAUACCUCACGUUGGCAUGAUGGAAAGAGAAUUUGUUUUGAGACCAUUGGUAGCACUGGAUUCUACUCUUGUACAUCCUACUACCCAACAACUACUGCUUAAAAAACUAAAAGAAUUACCAGAUCAGGGAGUUAGAGUUCACGCCUCUUAUUUGACCAACUCUAUUAUGGAAGGUGCUGUUAUAAUGGGUAUCAUUAACGUAACACCGGACUCAUUUUCAGACGGAUCUUCUGUUACAAAGACUAAUGUUGUUGAGGUUGUGAAAGGGAUGAUAGAAAACGGCGCUUCUAUUAUUGAUAUAGGAGGUCAAUCAACACGUCCACAUGCCACGCCAGUUACCUUAAGUGAAGAAAUAGAUCGGGUAGUCCCGGUAGUACGUGCAAUUCGUAAUGCAGGCAUAGAUAUUCCAAUCAGCAUUGAUACUUUUGAAGUUGAAGUCGCUAAGGAAGCAAUCCAUGCGGGAGCUAACAUUAUAAACGAUGUGUCUUCUGGAAGAAAUUGUCCUGAUAUGCUUUCAUUUGCUGCAAAAGCCGAUGUUCCAAUUUGUUUGAUGCAUACAAGAGGUACUCCCCACACUAUGACUUCUCUUUCUAUAUAUGAGAAAGACAUAGUUCAAGAGGUAUUUGAAGAAUUAAAUGAAAGAGUUGAUGCUGCUAUAAAAGCUGGGAUCCCACGAUAUAACAUCAUUCUUGAUCCUGGAUUUGGCUUCGCUAAAAAAGCAGGGCAAAGUGCUUAUUUAUUGAAAAAAUUCGACGAACUCGCUAACUAUCCUGAAUUUAUGGAUCUUCAAUGGCUUUCUGGUCCAAGUCGCAAAGGGUUUACCGGCCAUUAUAGCCAGGACGUAGAACCUAAAAAAAGGAUUUGGGGGACCGCUGCGGCCGUGACAGCUAGUGUUUUAAAAGGUGCAAAUAUAAUUCGAGUGCACGACGUCAAAGAAAUGUCUAAAGUUGUAGCCAUGGCUAAUGCCGUCAAGUUGUCUUCUCCAUAA